Messenger RNA from Daucus carota subsp. sativus, 1041 nucleotides. RefSeq names its product probable nucleoredoxin 1. The record is from RefSeq and is a predicted model, not a curated record. The coding region runs from base 1 to 1041 and encodes 346 amino acids. The transcript has 4 exons. Lineage: Eukaryota; Viridiplantae; Streptophyta; Magnoliopsida; Apiales; Apiaceae.
AUGGUUGCAUUAUUCAGUAAUGUGAGGGUUUUGGUCAAGGCCAAAGAUCUACAAGGCAAGGUUGUUGUUUUAUUGUUUAUGUCACUAAUCAACGGUUUUGGCUCUGGGAAAAUAGUUAUAACAAACUUGUUGGAUAUAUACACUAAGUUACACCUCACAGGUGCUUUUGAGAUCGUCUUUGUUAUCGUUAGAGAUGCUGAUUUUUCUCAAUAUUUCAAACAAAUUCCCACUACUGCACAUAAACAUUUUCUACAAACAUUUCCCUCCAUGCCAUGGCCUGCCAUACCCUUGUCAGAUCGAAAAACCCGUAAACGCCUGGAAACUUUUUUUGCUAUCUCCGGGGAUGUGCGCACAAGCCCUCGCUCAAUCAUCAUUGACCCAACAGGCGUGGUUUUGCAUUGUGAUGCCACCCCUUUGUUUCUUAGGUAUGGAGCUGCUGCUUUUCCUUUUACCAGCGAUAGAAUACAAUUUCUUGAUUCUGAAGAUGAUGUAAUAAAAAAGCAGCCUCCUUCCGUGAAAGAACUCUUGGCUUCUUCAGAACGUGAUUUUCUCAUCAACAACAAAGGAGAGCAGGUACCUCUUCAUGAUCUUGACAAAAAGGUGGUAGGCUUAUAUUUUUCUCCAUGUCUGAAACUUCAAAACUUCACAAGGAAACUUAAGAUGAUUUAUGAAGAGUUAUCUGGUAAUAUGGAAAAUUUUGAGAUUGUGCUCAUUUAUGUGCAUGGUUGGUUUGAGGAUUAUUAUGGCCGCACAGGUGAAGCUUCAUUUUUGCAUGCAUUUCGGACCAUGCCUUGGUUGGCAGUUCCAUUUGAUGACACAAACUUUAUUAAGGGGUUGCAGAGGCUGUUCCAAUAUCCUCAAGAACUAGGGUCCAAGCCAGAUUAUAGGCUGAUGAUUAUUGGACCUCAUGGAAAUUUCAUGGAACCGUGGGGCGGGAACAUAUCGCUGCUGUACGGUGUUCCAGCAUAUCCCUUUAAUACAUGUAGUGCUGCCAAUUUAGAGCUUGAAAGGAUAAAGGAUUUGAAGCUAGAGAUGCUGUGA